AUGCUCCAGACGCGCUCUGCGGUCUUGCUCGCGGUGUUGGUGGCGGCCGCUACGGCGGCGCCGGCGGAGGACGCGGCGCUCUACUCCAGCAAGUACGACAGCGUCGACCUGGACAAGGUGCUGGCCAGCGACCGCCUGCUCAACAGCUACUUCCAGUGCCUCAUCUCCGACGCCGACGACCGCUGCACCGCGGACGCCAAGUAUCUCAAAGAGGUAAUACCGGACGCACUCACCAAUGAAUGUAAUCGGUGCCGUCCGAACCAAAAGGAAGGAGCCGAGAAGGUCAUAAAGUUCCUUAUUAACAACAAACCAGACAUGUGGGAGAAACUGGAGGCGAAGUACGACCCACAGGGGGUAUACAAGAAGAGGUACCAGAACGAGUUUGAGAGAGUCAAGGGGGGGAAGGACCAGGAGCCGUACUCCAGCAAGUACGACAAUGUGAACCUGGACGAGGUGCUGGCCAGCGAGCGACUCCUCAACAGCUACUUCGAGUGCCUCAUCGCCGACACAGAAGAGCGCUGCACGGCGGAUGCCAAGUACCUCAAGGAAGUGAUACCGGACGCACUGACCAACGGCUGCAGCCGCUGUCGCCCAAACCAACGUGAGGGAGCCGACAAGGUGAUCAAGUUCCUUAUCAAGAACAAACCGGACAUGUGGAACAAACUGGAGGCCAAGUAUGAUCCCGAGGGCGUGUACAGGAAGAAGUACCAGAAGGAGUACGAGAUGGCCAAAGGAGAGGGGAACAACGAACCGUACUCGAGCAAGUACGACAACGUCAACCUGGACGAGGUUCUGGCGAGCGAGCGUCUCCUCAACAGCUACUUCGAGUGCCUCAUGGCCAGCACUGAGGACCGCUGCACUGCGGACGCCAAGUACCUCAAGGAGGUCAUCCCAGAUGCGCUCACAAACGGGUGCAGCCGAUGCAAGCCUAACCAGCGUGAGGGUGCCGAGAAAGUGAUCCGGUUCCUCGUGAAGAACAAGCCAGACAUGUGGAACAAAUUGGAAGCCAAGUACGACCCUGAAGGCAUCUACAAGAAGAGUUACCAGAGUGAAUACGAGAGGGUCAAGAGCGGAAAGGACGAGGAGCCGUACUCCAGCAAGUACGACAACGUGAACCUGGACGAGGUGCUGGCCAGCGAGCGACUCCUCAACAGCUACUUCGAGUGCCUCAUCGCCAACACAGAAGAGCGCUGCACCGCAGACGCCAAGUACCUCAAGGAGGUCAUCCCAGAUGCUCUGACGAACGGAUGCAGUCGCUGCCGCCCCAACCAGAGAGACGGUGCCGACAAGGUCAUCAGAUUCCUCAUCAAGAACAAGCCGGAUAUGUGGAAGAAACUGGAGGCCAAGUAUGACCCCGAGGGUGUGUACGGGAAGAAGUACCAGAGCGAGUACGAGAGGGUCAAGCGGGGGGAGGCAGCCAUUGAGAGGAGCAAGACUGGCCAGGGCAAUGAGCCUUACUCCAGCAAGUACGACAACGUCAAUGUGGACGAGGUGCUGAAGAGCGACCGCCUCCUCAGCAACUACUUCCAGUGCCUCAUGGACGAAAACGAAGAACGCUGCACUGCUGACGCUAAGUACCUCAAGGAAGUCAUCCCUGACGCUUUGAACAACGGCUGCAGUCGCUGUCGUCCAAACCAGCGGGAAGGAGCCGAGAAAGUGAUCAAAUAUCUGAUGAAGAACAAGCCCGAUAUGUGGAACAAGUUGGAGGCCAAGUACGACCCCGACGGUACGUACAGGAAGAAGUACCAGAACGAGUACGACAUGGCAAAGAGCGGCCAGGACAACGAACCGUACUCCAGCAAAUACGACAAUGUGAACCUGGACGAGGUACUGGCCAGCGAGCGACUCCUCAACAACUACUUCGAGUGUCUAAUGGCAGACACGGAUGACCGCUGCACAGCCGACGCCAAGUACCUCAAAGAGGUCAUUCCUGACGCUUUAAGCAACGGCUGCAGUCGCUGUCGUCCAAACCAGCGGGAAGGAGCCGAGAAAGUGAUCAAACAUCUGAUGAAGAACAAGCCUGAUAUGUGGAACAAGUUGGAGGCCAAGUACGACCCCGACGGCACGUACAGGAAGAAGUACCAGAACGAGUACGACAUGGCAAAGAGCGGCCAGGACAACGAGCCGUACUCCAGCAAGUACGACAACGUCAACCUGGACGAGGUACUGGCCAGCGAGCGACUCCUCAACAACUACUUCGAGUGUCUCAUCGCUGACACAGACGACCGCUGCACAGCCGAAGCCAAGUACCUCAAGGAGGUCAUCCCGGACGCGCUGAAGAACGGUUGCAGCCGCUGUCGGCCGAACCAGAGGGAGGGAGCCGAGAAGGUGAUCAAGCACCUCAUCAACAAGAAGCCCGACAUGUGGAACCAGCUGGAGGCCAAGUACGACCCCGAGGGCGUUUAUGGGAAGAAGUACCAGGGCGACUACGAGAGGGUGAAGGGCCAGAAGGAGGCCGAUAUGUACUCCAGCAAGUACGACAACGUCAACUUGGAUGAGGUGCUGCGCAGCGACCGCCUGCUUGACAGCUACUUCCGCUGCCUUAUCGAAAACACCGAGGAUCACUGCACCGCCGACGCCAAGUACCUCAAGGAGGUCAUCCCAGACGCACUGACGAAUGGCUGCAACCGAUGCCGACCAAAUCAACGGGAUGGCGCCGAAAAGGUCAUCAGACACCUCAUCAAGAACAAACCCGCCAUGUGGAACGAACUUGAAGCUAAAUACGACCCAGAGGGCAUCUACAGAACCAAAUACCAGAGCGACUAUGAAAGGGUGAAAGUCUAG
Messenger RNA from Schistocerca piceifrons (Central American locust), 2784 nucleotides. RefSeq lists its product as uncharacterized. The transcript is spliced from 9 exons. Lineage: Eukaryota; Metazoa; Arthropoda; Insecta; Orthoptera; Acrididae. The coding region runs from base 1 to 2784 and encodes 927 amino acids. The record is from RefSeq and is a predicted model, not a curated record.